AUGCAAAAUGUCAACAGGUCUUCGGUGAUGGAAUUUGUACUUUUGGGAUUUUCCCAUUUUCAUAAAUUUCAGAACUUUCUCUUCUGUGCUGUUCUUCUGGCAUACAUCACUUGUGUUCUUGGAAACAUCAUUAUCCUUCUGCUAGUUAGAAGUGAGUCUUCUCUUCAUACUCCAAUGUACUUCUUCAUCAGUACAUUUACAGUUUUGGAAAUAAUUUUUGUUUCUGUAACAGUCCCAAAACUGUUGGCACUUCUCAUUCAGACUAAGAAGACCAUCUCGUUUUUUGGUUGUUUCACACAGCUGUAUAUGUUCGAUGCCCUUGGAGCGACAGAAUGCUUACUUCUUUCAUUGAUGGUCUUUGACCGAUACCUAGCUAUUAACAAUCCAUUACGCUAUUCCACUAUAAUGAACACUCGAUUCUGUCAUAAGUUGGCUUCCAUGCCAUGGAUAUUGGGUUUAGUUAUAUCUUUAUUUCCUACAAUUAAAACUUUUCUUUUGGAUUUCUGUGGACCAAAUGAGAUUGACCACUUCUUCUGUGACCUGGCACCACUGCAAAAGUUAGCAUGCUGUGACCCAUUUCUUAGUAAUAUUGUAACAAUAGUGGCAGCUUUUUUUUCAAUUGUUUUACCAUUUUUUGCUAUAGUGUGGUUCUAUAGUCAUAUCAUAUAUACUGUGUUGAAAAUUCAAAGCAAAGAAGGUAAAAUGAAAGCCUUCUCCACUUGCUCGUCCCAUCUCAUUGUAGCGGCUCUGUUUUUUGGCUCAGUUAUUAUUGUAUAUGUAAAGCCAAAAGGCAGUCACUACGACAAGUUCCUUGCCCUCAUGUACACUGUGGUUACACCACUUCUAAACCCAUUUAUUUAUACUUUAAGAAAUAGGGAGGUAAGGAACGCUUUAACAAAAGUCACUCGACAGGUUAUCAUGUUGCUACAAUGUUUACGUUCCACACAGUCCUAUCAACAGUGA
Bufo bufo (common toad) is the source of this 963-nucleotide messenger RNA. RefSeq names its product olfactory receptor 10AG1-like. The record is from RefSeq and is a predicted model, not a curated record. Gene Ontology annotation, biological process: G protein-coupled receptor signaling pathway. NCBI's taxonomy places the organism in Eukaryota, Metazoa, Chordata, Amphibia, Anura, Bufonidae. Gene Ontology annotation, cellular component: membrane. The transcript has a single exon. Gene Ontology annotation, molecular function: olfactory receptor activity; G protein-coupled receptor activity. Bases 1 to 963 code for a protein of 320 amino acids.